Camarhynchus parvulus is the source of this 1473-nucleotide messenger RNA. Its product is annotated as solute carrier family 2, facilitated glucose transporter member 11-like. The coding region runs from base 1 to 1473 and encodes 490 amino acids. The transcript has 11 exons. Gene Ontology annotation, cellular component: membrane. Gene Ontology annotation, molecular function: hexose transmembrane transporter activity. Gene Ontology annotation, biological process: monosaccharide transmembrane transport. NCBI's taxonomy places the organism in Eukaryota, Metazoa, Chordata, Aves, Passeriformes, Thraupidae. The record is from RefSeq and is a predicted model, not a curated record.
AUGAGCUGCAACCUCUUUCUCCUGGCUUUUGUCCUGGGCAUGACUGGAACCUUCCACUAUGGAUUGCAGGUUUCCAUUAUCAAUUCUCCUGCUGAGUACAUCCAGAGUUUCAUCCAUGAGACCUGGCUGAAGAGAUAUGGCUCCUCUCCCAGUGCAGAGAUGAUUACUUUGAUGUGGUCCCUCAUUGUGUCCAUCUACAGCAUUGGGGGGCUCCUGGGCUCCUCCUGUGCUGGCUACCUGUGUGUUCAGUUUGGAAGGAAGAAGGCAAUGCUGCUCUCCAACAUCCCUGCUCUGCUGGGUGCAGCUCUGAUGGGACUCAGCCGGCUGUGUGGAUCUUUUGAGAUGAUCAUUGCUGGAAGGUUAUUUUCUGGAGUCUGUGGAGGUUUAACUCAGAAUGUCCAUAUCAUGUAUGCUGGGGAAUGUGCCCCACGGAAGCUCCGCGGGCUGAUUGCCAUAACAGCUUCCACCUUCUCUGCUCUUGGAAAAUUUGUAGGAUUUGCUCUGGGUCUCAGAGAAGUUCUUGGAGUGGAGGCUCUCUGGCCCAUUCUGCUGGCAGCCAAUGCAGUCCCUGUCCUUGUUCAGCUUCUCACCCUCCCCUUCUUCCCAGACUCUCCCCGCUACCUGCUCAUUGACCUAAAGGACAAGGAGGGGUGCAUCAAAGCUGUGAAGCAGCUCUGGGGGGAUGGGGACCAUCUGGCUGAGAUCAAUGACAUGAUGUCAGAGCAGAGAGCCAUCGGUGGCGAGAAGGCGAAGAGCGUUUGGGACCUGCUGCGGGACAGAGCCGUGCGCUGGCAGCUCAUCACCCUGCUCCUCGUGGUGUCCUGCAUCCAGCUCCUCGGGGCCAACGUGGUUUACUCUUAUGCAUACAGUAUCUUUACAAAGGCUGGAAUUCCCCCUGCCCAAACCCAUUAUGUCUCCCUGGGGAUUGGGACCACUGAGAUCCUCUCCACAGUUCUGUGUGGCUUCCUCAUCGAGCGUGCAGGGAGGAAGACUCUGCUGUGGAAGAACUACGCCGUGAUGGCCUUGGCUCUAGGGCUGCUCACAGUCACACUCUCACUGCAGGACUCCUUUUUCUGGGUACCAUACUGCUCUGUUGCACUUGUCUUUAUUUUCAUCAUGAGCUUUGGCAUUGGGCCAGGUGGAGUCGUAUGCCCCUUGAUCACAGAAAUAUUUAUUCAGUCAUACAGACCAGCUGCUUAUGUUUUUAAUGGUGUUGUAAACUGGAUCCAGCUCUUCAUCCUUGGGCUUGUGUUCCCUUUCCUUGUGGAAGGUCUUGGCAAUUUCUGUUUCAUCAUUUUCCUGACAUACUGUCUGUCCAUGGCUAUUUUUGUACUCCUGGUGCUGCCAGAGACCAAAGGAAAGACGAUGCUGCAGGUCAAGGAGGAGUUCAACCGCCUGAACUACCGAGGAAAGAAGGGGCAGGCAGCCCUAGAGCAGAGUCACUGCUCAGUGGUGACUGUCACUAGGCUUUAA